This is a messenger RNA of Carassius gibelio (silver crucian carp), 3669 nucleotides long. RefSeq names its product sialic acid-binding Ig-like lectin 6. The record is from RefSeq and is a predicted model, not a curated record. NCBI's taxonomy places the organism in Eukaryota, Metazoa, Chordata, Actinopteri, Cypriniformes, Cyprinidae. The transcript is spliced from 8 exons. The coding region runs from base 117 to 1274 and encodes 385 amino acids.
UUCCUGAAAGUAGAAACAGAUGAAGAGCAAGAAAAACAGCACCAAUCUGAUAAGAAUUAAAACUGCUGUCACAUCAGGGUUUUUGAGCUCUUAAAAUAGUGGCACAUUAGUCGGAGAUGUUGCAAAUGCUGUUCAUCUUGACUGUCAUUAUGAUGACAAACAGUGAGCUUUUAUUCCUUGAUGUACCAACUGACUUUUCCAUCGAAGCAGGAGACAACAUCACCGGAGAGGACGGUUUGUGCGUCAGAGUGUACUGUGUUUUCACUGUCCCUAAAAGUGUCUCAGAUCCCAUUAGAAGAACCUGGUUCAAAGUAGAUCCACAAAACUCAUCUGCUGAAGUUUAUAAUUUUAACAGUAAUACUGUAUUUCCUCAAAAUCAGAAAGAGUGCAGCUUCGGGCUAAACCAGUUGGUUCAGGGCAAAUCUGAUGGUGAAUACAGAUUAAAACUGGAGUGGGGAGAAGGAAACGUGUAUAGCUUUCCUCAGACAGUACAUAUUACUGUUAAAGAGCUGACCCAGAAACCAACAAUAAACGUCCCACUGCUCACAGCUGGAGAGAAGGCGGAUAUAUCAUGUAAAGUUCCAGGGGACUGCUUAAAACCCUCCGCAGAUAUUGUUUGGACCGGCAUUAGGCCUAAUGAAACUAGACUUCAAGGUCGUGGAGUGCCUGGCAAGAAUGAGGAAUUUUCUAUAAUGACUUUUUAUCCUAAGCCUGAACAUCACAAUACUAAGCUCACCUGCACAGUGACACUUCAAGGACGUAUUCAGACUGAAAGUACUGCCAUCCUCAAAGUAAGACAUUCCCCGGUAAUCCUGAACAGCUCUCGUUGUUUCGUGUGGGGUGAUGAACUGAGCUGCAUGUGUGUCAGCAGUGGUUUACCGUUACCCAAGAUAUCCUGGCCAAAACUGAACAGUACCACUAAACACUGCAGUGCCGUUUCAACAGAGAACAUCAUCAGCAUUAGCCACAUCUCUAUUGCUGGGUUUAGUGAACUCGGCGCUACCGUUGAAUGUGUCAGUAAGAAUCUCAUUGGUACGACAAAGAUGGAAAUCCAAGUGCAACAUCAUGCUGAAAACCCCCAAGAAAUAGGUUUCAGUUUGUCAACCCCUUGGAUAUUAUUUACCCUUUCGUUUGUUCUAAAUGUCAUCUUUGCUUCCUGUUUGAUCGUUGUACGGAGGAGAGAAAAAUAUAUGAAACCAGUAGAUGACAACCAUGUCUACAUGACUGCAAUGAAGAGAGAGGAAUCUGUAUAUGAGACUAUCAAAACGCAGUGAGAGAGAUGUAUAUGACUCUAAAGAUGAACACAAAAAUCAUCAUUAAUUCCCUCAUCUCUCACCCUCAUGACUUCCCAGAUGUACUGUAUGGCUUUCUUUAGCUGAAAACGGUGUGCACGUAAUGUCACCUGCUUGUGAAGCAUGUCUGUGCCUUUCACAAAAAGUGAACGGACCCUGUUUGUUCGUCAAGUGAAUUCACAGUUGACUGGAACUGAUGGUUUAUAAUUUAAAAAUGUAUUAUAUAUAUUAAUAUAAUAUAGAAAUAUUAGUAUUGUUCUCGCUCCUCUAUCAUUUCUCUUCAGAAGACACUGAAUCUUCAACAGGAAUCCUUCAUAUGGAUUACCGUUGUGUACAUUUUGAAUGGUUUCUGAAGCUUUAAAGGGUUAGUUUACCCAAAAAUGAAAAUUAGCCCCUCAUUAACUUACCCUCAAGGCUUCCUUGGUGUAUAUGACUUACUUUUUUCAGACGAUUGCAAUCAGAGAUUAAUGUCCUGGCUCUUUCAAGCUUUAUAAUGGCAGUGGGUGGGUGUUUUAGAGGCGGCAAUGAAGUCGACCGGAAGUUGUAGUCGACCGCGUGCCACCAUCCUCUAGCAGAACUUCACUUGCGUUAGCAUCCCAUUGACUCCCAUUCAUUUUGGCGUCACUUUGACAGCGAAUAACUUUACAUCUGAGGCGUUUAAAGACUCUUUUUGUCCAUUAUUUAUUUCUAAAGAUACACGACAAUGUAUAAAGGGCUCCAUUACCUUCUAUGUUACAUUAUGGCCCCGUAGAAACAGUUUUUGUAAAAAUAGGGUAACGAUUGCGUCAUAACCACUCGACUCUCUGUCGCACGGUAGAGAAAUUACCGUACAGACAGGAGGAGAAGCUCGCAGGAAAUAAACUUAAUAUGGCGUACUGGCGUUACAUUUUAAAAUACUAUACAAAAUAAUUAAUCAGAAUACUUACUCCUGCUCCAUCACGCCAAAGAACUCCCCGCUCAAGCUCGCCGUCUCUGCAAGAUUAACGAUGGCAGUUUUAGGUUCAUACCACCACCUGCUGUACAGGAGUGUGCAACAUUAUGUCAUUUAGAGUGUUUUCAUAUUCUGGGUCAACAGUCCAAAAGAAGUCCAAUAAAGUGCAUCUGUUUAUAAUAAAUUAAGUGCCACACCUGACCUGUAGCAAAUAGAUGCGUUUUUGUAAGAAAUAUAUCCAUAUUUAAAACAUUAGAAAGCAUGCAGAGAAAGCAUGGAAGUUUCUCUAACUUCCACUAACUGUUGUUCGCGCAAGCAGUUCUGGAUGGAUGACGUAAGACUGAGCGGUCUCCGGUCUCUCUCAAGAAACCAACAUGGAAGUGACUAACACUGCAAUUCUUUGAAUCGCCGCUAAGGGUUGGCUCCAAAAGUGGGUCAUGCCAAUAGACUCCCCAUGUCAAAAUGCCCAACAAAAUAUUUUUACAGCCUGGUAAAAAAAAAGGGUUUCUGAUCUAUAUAGCUAAUUUUGCCCUUCCUGACAACUGUGAGGGGAGAGAAUUUUUUUUAUAACUCAUCUGUUUUAAUUAUAUUGAGCCUUAAAGUUCUGCAUAAUUAAGGGUGUGGCCACUUGUGUGACAGGUGGAUCGUCGCUGCCGACAUCACUGUCGAGCUAGGUGGGUGUGGUUUCAGUAACCACCUCCCGCCUCUUUGCCCAUUUUCGAUUAUCCGGAAUUAACGCGCUCCCAAGAUGGCGACAGCUGACUCCACAAGGAUUUGUAAAGAAAAAAGUCUGAGGAUUUCAAUAUAAGCCAAGAGGAGACAUUGCUUCCUUUGCUCCUGUUAACAAACAUUGGUUCUCGCGAGACUAGCAUAUACAUCAUCUGCCCGAAAUGUCUUGUGUGUACGACAGUUAGCGGAAUUUAGAGAACACAGUUUCUAACAUUUUACUUAUGGAUAUUUUUCUUACAAAAACACACCUAUUUGCUACAGGAGGCCUUUAUUCAGCCCCCAGAGCCGUGUGCCACUAUUUAGUAUGGAUUGGUGCACUUCAUUGGACUUCUUUAUGGACUGUCAAAUGAAAACACCCAUUCACUGCCAUUACAAAGCUUGGAAGACCCAGGACAAUUUUUUACAUAACUUCGACUGGAUUCGUCUGAAAGAAGAAAGUAAUAUAGACCUAGGAUGCCUUAAGCAUGAGUAAAUCAUGGGCUAAUUUUCAUUUUUGGUUAAACAAACACUUUGAGGGAUCUGUCAACUUGCAUUAUGAUGCACACAGUAUAUUUUUAUGAAAAUGUUUGUCUGUUUUUUUAUUCCUAAAAAUGCUUUUUCUGUAUAAAUAUUCUGGUAAAGCAGUUUCUCCAAGAACAUGUACGAAUAAACCAAAUAAACAGUUUAUCAUUUCGUUUACUUUAUUUGUUGUUUUUAUUUGAGGCUGAAGACUUUUAU